Ostrea edulis (European flat oyster) is the source of this 1428-nucleotide messenger RNA. RefSeq names its product thymidine kinase, cytosolic-like. The coding region runs from base 99 to 803 and encodes 234 amino acids. Gene Ontology annotation, biological process: thymidine metabolic process. Gene Ontology annotation, molecular function: thymidine kinase activity; ATP binding. The transcript has 7 exons. NCBI's taxonomy places the organism in Eukaryota, Metazoa, Mollusca, Bivalvia, Ostreida, Ostreidae. The record is from RefSeq and is a predicted model, not a curated record.
GAUAAUUCACGUGAGCUUUGGAGGGAAUUUUUAAUCAUUUGCGAUUGCUAUCGAGCGCGCUAAAACGUACAUCAAAAGAUCAGGGGGAACCGUUAAAGAUGUCCACCAGCCAUGUCGUGUCUUCUCCAAAAAUGGUAGAUUCAACCAAAGGACAGAUUCAACUCAUAUUUGGUCCAAUGUUCUCAGGAAAAACGACAGAGCUGAUGAGAAGAAUGAAGCGGUAUCAAAUUGCAAACUACAAAUGUCUUGUUAUCAAAUACUCGAAGGAUGACAGAUACGACAAGGAGGGCAUUUCUACUCACGACAGGCAAACUCUACCAGCAAUCCCAGCAGAUGUUCUAGAUGAAGUGAAAGCUGAGGCAGAAAACUUUGAAGUCAUUGGUAUUGAUGAGGGCCAGUUUUUUAAGGAUGUGGUGGAAUUCUGUGAUGAAAUGGCAGAACGAGGUAAAACUGUCAUUGUUGCAGCAUUGGAUGGAACAUUUCAGAAGAAGGGAUUUGGAAAUAUUUUGAACCUGGUACCUCUGGCUGAGAGUGUGAUUAAACUAACGGCAGUGUGUAUGAGGUGUAACAAUGAGGGGUCGUUCACCAAGCGGAGAGGAACAGAAACAGCACAUAAAAAUUUACAGGUAGAGGUUAUUGGUGGAACUGAGAUGUACCUGGCCGUUUGUCGAACCUGCUUCCUCUCCCCAGUCAAAUCAUCGCCGAAGAAGCACAAUAGGACCCCCAUCCUUCUACCUGGCAAGGAGGAAAAAAUGAUUGCCAACAGGAAACUCUUCAACUCUCCCGUUAAAAACAAGUGUUGAAAUUGGUAGACAUUUAUUGUGAGCAACAUUUUGUAAUGUAAUUCAUCAUCAUGUGAGAAAUCCACUAAGUAUUUAGAUGUGAAAUGUGCCUUAGUAUGCUAUCUGAAGCUGGCCAUUAAUGUGAUAAAUUCAUUGUUAAAUUAUUCAACAGAUGUUCAAGGAAAUUCAUCAUUUUAUAAAUAUAUUAUUGAUUUUGUGUGUUUGCUUUUAAUGUCUCAUAAACUGUAACAGUUGCUUGUCACACAUGUCUGUAUUUGUAUUUGAUAAAUUUUAAUCUGCCUUUGAAUAAUUUCACAUUUACAAUGAAUAAUUUGAUUUUGAGCAUAUUUAUAUCAGUGGUGUACAAUGGGAUUAGGCACAAGUUUUGUUUUCUCCUUGUAAAUACUGUGUGAACAAAUGAAUUAUUUUAGUAAGAAGUUGAAGUAUGGAUUGUAUUUUUAAUAUGUAUUUAAUCAUUAUUCAUCAUAUAUAAGCGUCGUGUUGAUAAGUGUGUUGUAUUUUGUUUCAGGUAUUAAUGAUCUCUCAUCUCAUUCAGAGAUGUUUACCAGCAAUAUAUAUAUUGUCGCAUACUCAAGUGAUGUCAAAUAUUUUAAUAAGCAUUUAAUAUAAAUUAUGAAAGAGCCAA